CGCGCCAGUAUUCAGCCCGCGACCAUCGCGAGUGUACGCGCGACGUCCGCUAUUUCGCCUCGCCUCGCCUCGCCUCGCCUCCUUUCGUUUCGCCUCCAAAAGUGAAUUUUUGUAUCGACGUGCACACACACGUAUACGCGUUAUAUAUAUAGAUAUCGGUGAGAAGAACCAAUUCGUCCGAUCUUUCCUUCUCGAUAUUCUUAUCCUCCCUUCUCUCUUCCUCCUUGCCCUCUGUCUUCUUUAUUUACGCAAACCGACACAUUGCUCCGUCCAACGCUCGUGAAAACAAUUCGACCCCCUCGUUUCUCUUCGCACGUUCUAGUCUAACAGGUAAAAAAUGAAUCUUGGAUCUCGUGCGACGUUCGAAUCGAUCUCGUCCCAAUUUCUUACGUCUUUUCCACGAUAUCGAUCGAAAACUCGACUCGCUCGUUUAUCAAUAUCGCAAGUUAUCCCGAUUUUCGUCCUUCUCGUCUCGUGUAUCGUCCUCUCUUUUCUAACUUUUUCUUCUUCUUUCCAAAUCGAUCCGAGAUACUCGAAAUUGUUACUUUGCCCGAAUAAAGCGUGUUUUUUUUGGAGAGAGGAAGAAAAAAAGUAAAAUCGUUUCGAUCGAAAGAUCGUCGUAAUAUUUUGACGAGGAGGGAAAGUGGCGCGUCACGACGUUUCGUUUCACCGCAUAUCGUAUCGUAUCGUAUCGCUUGCCUGCGCCGAAUUUUUAUUUCCAUUUAUCGAAGAAGUUGCGGAGGGUGUGAUACGUGACGCGGCCGCCGGAUGCUCCGUGAUUUCAUCCUCGUGCGGAAUCUUACUCGAAUCGUUGCGUUGGGAUCGGGUAACAGGCCGCUGCGGCUUAACGAGUUGAACGAGUUUUUCUCGGUCGACCGUUCGGUAAUUGGGGAUCUGGUGGCGCGCGGAAUUUCCACCGAUACGAUACUUUUAUCGACGAAUUAAUUCGUAUUGAUUCGCUGUGGCGGAGCACACAGCACGCGAAAAAAAAGAGAGAGGGGAAAAAAAAAAAACCCUCGUGUUUUUUCGCCACACGAGUCGAUGACAUUGACGAGUGUUUUCGAAAAACGUAUAUUCGAGAAGGCUGGUGCAGGUACAAGCCUGCGGUGUAAGAGAUUGCCGCUCGUUUUCGCGAUCAUCUUCGUGAACAAUGCUCGUGAUUGACGAAUGUUGACGAAUUUAACAUUCUGUUGAAAUUAUUCGCACGAUCGAAAGAAACGUUACGGGAUUCUAGAUGGCGUUGAGUCUCGCGCGUUAAUAAAUAAACGAUGUAUUAAACGACUAUACGAGUUGGAAAAUAAACGACGCGAACGAUAUUUCUCGUCGCGUAUAAAUACUUUCCAUUUUUUCCCCCGAUUUUAUCGUUAAAAAAAGAAGAGAAUUUAAUACUUUGGACGAUUUAUAUAUAUAUAUAUAAAAUUCGAGUUCUCUUAAACAAAGAAUCAUCGAUGCAGCGAGUGAAUCGGAUAAAAUUUAUCACCGCUCUUCGUAUUCUUCUCCGUCCACAGUUUUGCGCUUAAUUAUUAACAGGAUUGAACAUUGCCAAGUAUCACGAAACGCGUUAUCGCGAAUUGAAAAAGGAAAAAAACUUUCCAUUAAACAAAUUGCUUCCGCGCAAACGUUUAAAAUUAUCGAUAUACUUUUUCGAAGGGGAUAAGGGAUUGUUCGUUUAAAAAAUUAUUAAAAUCGAUGCCAAAAUAUACGUAGAUUGGGUCGAACGCUCGCAAGAAUUCUCGUUAAUGGAAUAGAUGGUGGGAGAACGAAAAUUGUCGGAUGUUUCCCCGGCUGUUAGUCAACCCGGCAGGACGCGCAACGUUUCCUACUACGUUAGGCGACGAGCAAAGUCCCUCCGGGCUGGUGGGCGUAUUAGCAAAUUCGAUUCGAUGUGGUAACUUGCACCGUUGCUCCAACCAGCGAACAGGGGAUAAUACUAGCGACGACCACGUUUAAUAAACUUUUUUUCGAACCGAUGUGGAAAUUUUCGUAAUCUCGUAUAAAGAAAAAAGGGGAUCGACAAAUGAUCGGAGCGGGGGAGAAAGGUGAAGUCGCGUUUCCACAGCGGGACUAGUUGCUUUCCCGAAACUUUCUCGGGACCCGGUAAAUUCAUUGAUUCCUGCGAAUCAAAACCUCUCCCGUGCCAAGUUUUAAAACUGUUGUAAAACUCGGUCCAAAGACGAGGAGGGAAGCAAGUUCGAUUCGAUGGAGUCGUUGCAAGUCGUGGUCUAAAAUUAUUCUCGAAAGAGAAUCGAGAGAAUCGUUGAUCAAAGGUUUAUCGAUCUCGAACGGAUGCGCGCUUCCUUCGAACGAUUAUUCAUCGUGUAACGAAAAACGGAUAAAAAUCGAUCGGUUGCUUGUCCACGUUGGUAAUCGCGUUGGAUGGUGGUCGUACGGGACGGCGGAUAAUAAGCGUAUUCGGGACGAAGAUUGGAAUGGAAGCGGUGGAAAAAGCGAAACGAUGCGGUAAAUGUCGUUUAAAGCGGGAGAGGAUUGGACAGAGAGAGGAGGAGGAGGAGGUUCAUGCGAUUAAUCACUUAGCAGUUUUAUUCGAUUAUGCGUUCCUACCGGGUCCAGGAUGUCGGCAGGGAUGUGACUAGGAGGAGGAGGAUUUAGGGUAGCGACAAUGGCGCUACUAGGUUGAAAGGAAAGUUAGAGUGGAAAAGGAGCGGAGGGAACACGGAAGCCUUGCUAGUGGUAUUUGAUUUGUAAGCGAAGGCACAACGUUGGAGUUACGCUGUAAGGUUGCUCCACGAGACAGACAGAGAGAGAGAGAGAUACGUGUUCCUCGCCGUGUUCAUCAAUCAUCGGCGAUAAAAUCCAUGGAAAACGUCGAUGCUGCCUUUUCGAUAUGCCAACGGCGUACACUCGUAUCCGUGAUAGAAAGAAAGUGGAUAAGGAAACGGGGGGAAGGGAGAGAGCGGUGUUGGCGGAGCGAUCGGUUCGAUAAUUAGGAUUAAUAUUAUUUAUUCAUUCCUAUCCAAAAAAUAUCUAUUUCCACCAUUUUCGGAGGAUAGAAUAAAGCGCGAGGUCGGUGAUGGAUUAAAUAUCGUUUGGUAUUGCAGACUAGAAGAAGAAAAAGAAGAAGAGGAAGAAGAAGAAGAAGAAGAGUGAGUGUUGAUGAUAUCGAUGUGAGGGAAGAAAAGUGAGAAUAAAAGAAGAAUAAGGGAGAAAGAGGGUAGUGGAAGCGGAAAUCUGGCGAAACGUGAACGGGCGGGUGAUAUGAGUGAAUACAGGAUCUUUCGUGACGUUAAAUGAUCGAGUUACGGCUCGGUCGAAACGAAUCCCGUCGAUUAACCGGCACGCGAUACCGCGCCACGAUUAAAACGUGCCUGCUUCGUGCCCUUUCCCUUGCUGCCGCGAGGAACCCUCCCCCCUCCUUCUCCGCUCGGGAUCGCGUGGAAAGUGAAACAAAGUUGAAUACGGAAGGAGGGAAAAACAGAGUGCGGCCGAGCAGGAAAGGAAAGUUGGAGGAAAAAGGAAGAGAUGCGGUGUCACCUUCUUUUCCCCGUUGUCGUCGCUUUCUUCCACGCUCUCGUCCACGCUCAAGGAGGCCCGCGAACGUUUUCUGCUAGGCCUUACCGAGGAGGGCCGAUCGUGACGGCGAGGGCUGUUCUUCAAGGUACGGCGGAAUUGCCAUGCGACAUUCGUCCCCCUCGACAAAAUGAUUCCGCGAUACUAGUGGUUUGGUACAAGAGCGACAUCACGCCUAUAUACAGUUACGACAUGAGGGGUAAACAGUCGGAAAAGGAUUCGCACUGGAACGAUAAGAAUCACUUGAACGAUCGUGCCUUCUUCAGAACGGUUACCGAACCGGCGACGUUAAACAUCAAUCACAUCGAAGAAAGGGACGGGGGUGAAUACAGGUGUCGGGUAGAUUUUGCCAAGAGCCCAACCAGAAAUUCCAGGAUUCAUCUGACGGUUAUAGUACCGCCGCAUAAACCGAAUAUCAUCGACGAGCAUGGAACGAUUGUACAAACGAUAACAGGUCCGUACGAAGAGAACGAGGAUAUGAAAUUGCAGUGUCUCGUGUCAGGGGGUCGGCCAGAACCGAAAGUAAAAUGGUGGCGUGGAGAAAUGCUUCUCGACUCGACCGACGAGCCGGGAGAAUUCCCAUCCCUUCGUAGAAACACUUUAAUAGUAAAACAACUUUCAAGGGCUGAUCUUCACGCUGUAUUUAUUUGCCAAGCAUCCAACAACAAUAUCAGUCAACCUGUUUCAGCGUCCGUUACCAUUGAAAUGCAUCUGAAGCCAAUGUCCGUAACGAUAUUGAGCAACGAUACACCACUUAGCGCUGGCCGAAAGUACGAUAUAAAUUGUAUAACCGUUGGAUCGAGGCCACCGGCCAAGUUAUCUUGGUACAUGAAUGGAAAGAAAUUGAAUAAUCACACGGAGAAGGUGUCUCAAGAUGGAAACACGACCAGUUCCACGUUAAUCCUGAAACCAACUUUAUCCGAUCACGAUAAAAUGAUAACUUGUCGAGCGGAAAACUCUAAGAUUCAACGAAGUAUAAUGGAAGAUACGUGGAAAUUAAACGUAUUUUUCGUUCCAAUUUUACAUCUCAAGCUAGGAUCGAAUAUGAAUCCGGACGACAUCGAAGAAGGCGAUGACGUGUAUUUCGAAUGCAAGGUCCAUGCAAAUCCUAAUGCUUACAAGGUCAUAUGGAAACAUAACGGAAACGUUAUUCAGAACAAUGCGAAAAACGGUGUGAUAGUGCAGGAGUACAGCUUGGCUCUGAGGAAAGUGAAUCGUUCUCAAGCAGGCAAUUACACUUGUAUCGCUAGCAACGUCGAGGGAGACGGUUACAGCAAUACCGUCGAACUUAAAAUUAUGUACAAACCUAUAUGCUUGCCGGAUCAAAAACGGAUUUACGGCGUAGCGCGUCACGAAGACGCCCGGAUAAGUUGCAACGUUGAGGCGUAUCCACCGCCGGACAGUUUUCGUUGGACGUUCAACAACACGGAAGAAAUGGUGGACGUGUCCGAGUCGAAGUACAAGAACUCGACGCGCCGUAGUCAGAGCAUCCUUGUUUAUCGGCCGAUGACGGAGAUGGAUUAUGGUACGGUCUCGUGUUGGGCGAGCAACACCGCCGGCCAACAGAACAACGCAUGCGUGUUUCACAUCAUUCCGGCCGGAAAACCCGAGUCUCUGUACAAUUGUACGUUGUCCAAUCAAACGACCGAGUCUCUCUCGGUGGAGUGUUGCGUCGGUUUCGACGGUGGCCAACCGCAACACUUCCUUCUCGAGGUGUUCGAUCAGCAAACGGGAAUAUUGCAAGCAAAUAUCACGUCGAAAAGGAACGCCGCUUUCACCGUUCGCGAUUUAGAGGCUGGAAAAGUUCUCAAUAUGGUUUUGUACGCUGUAAAUGCGAAAGGAAGGAGCGAGCCGACCUCGUUGGAAGGAUUCACGUUAAAGGUCGCUGAGAAACAGACUGGUAUACCGGUACCGUUUGAGAUCACUCCGUUAUUAGGAGGGCUGAUCGGUGUAGUGACCGCGUUACUUUUCGUUACCAUAGCUACUCUGGUAGCUAUGAAGAUAAGAAACGAGAGGAGGGCUCAGAGGCCGAGCGAUCUACCGUUAAAGAAGAGUGCCGUUCCUAGUUCCGAGGAUUUGUACGAUACCGACGACAGAAAUCCGGACGUCGUCCCCAUAAACAAAGGUGGUGUUAAAUUUAAAGGUUCGGAUUAUCAAUUGACUGGAUCGAUAUCCGGCACUCCGUUGGCUACGCAGAGCACGCCAGAUAGACUGCCAUCGACUUCGCUCUCUAUACAACAAGUGACUCAUCUGCAAGGAUUAUCACCGUAUUCGCAAGAGUACAACAAUUAUCCAACAUUGUCGUUAUCGAACGAGGUAACGUACGCCGAACUGUGCCUGUCACGGCCAACGGCAUUGUCGACUUUGGCAACCGACACCAAGUUGACGGGUAUCGUAAGCGGAAUCGGGAGUUUAAGCACCCUGGAGGGUUACGGAAAACCGUGCACCAGAGAAACGACGAUUUACGCUUGUAUAGAUCACAAUACGAGGCCGUUAAAAGGCGAUCCCUCGCCGCCUUCUCUGCCGUUCACAUUGGCGCCACUAUCGACGAGAAGUACGUUCCAAGACUGUAACGUUUCGACCAUGAGUGGCAAACAUCCGACCAGAGAGGUUGUUACCGUUCGUACACCUUUGAUAUCGACCCAAGAGAGUUGCGUAUAGGGAUGCGAUUCCGACGCGCUAAAUAUCAACGAGUACUACGUUUGAUCGUGUGAUCAAUCUGCGCGUCUAGUUACGAAAUUUAUGGUUAUUUCUUUAACCAUUUGUCCUACCACGAUGAAAAUCUACCACGCACACGUACACGGAUAUACAGACGGAUACAUACAUCAUACAUCACAUACGUACAUACAUACAUGCGUACUCGUGUAUAUAUGCUAUUUAAUACCUAUAGGAUAAGCGUGUAAAGUAGUUAAUAAAAUCAAUGUCAAGUGGACUGAUCAAUCGUUAAUUGUCGAAUAUUAAUUGUGAAACAAAGUAGAGAAUAAAUACGAAGGAACAAUGAAUCGUCUUAAUCGUAUUUAAUGAUAAGAGCGUGAUAUUAUUGUUAAUCCACAAAUUGUUCAAGGAUAUUGAUCGGUUACAUUGAAAUUUGUUCAAUAAGACUGAUUUGAAAUUUGCGAGCGCUCCACUUAUUCCACUAAAGAACUAAAAAAAAAAAACUGUUUUUUGCUGCUAUUAAAAAUGCGAGAAAAAGGAAAAAAGGAAAAGGAAGAAAAAGUGUCAAAUAAGUUGCGGCCGCAUGAUUUCAGGAUGAUGUAUUUAAUAAACGAGUGAUCGUUUCGUACGUACGUAAAAUCUUUUUUCACGGUAUUAUUGUAAAUUUUACAUGCGCAAAAGUUGGAACGUAAGGAACGUGUCGUGAUUUAGAAAUUAUUUUUCAACUUAAUUGUGCGUGAUAUAUUUUGAACUACGGAACGCGUAGAUAAUCCAACAUCACAAUCUUUUUUUCGAUAUCCCACAAACGCAAACACGAUUGAUAAUAUUCGUUUUGUUUCGAAUGAUUUUACUCGAUAAAAUUUCUCGUAUGAAACUUUCUUAAAGGAGACUGUGAUGUUGAGGUAAACGACCAGAGGAUUAGGACCAGUUUAAUUUUUCUCUCUUAUAUAUUUGUUAAUUAACAAAUCGAUUAGAACUAGUCUGUCGGUAAUAUCGGAGAUGAGUAAAGUUUCUUCUUUAUUUCUUAUAGAGAACAUAGGAAUUCCAAGUUGUUCGGUCUAACAAAUGUGUAAAUAUUUUAUACCUAAUAAAACUUUCUUCCCCAUUUUUUGAUAA
This is a messenger RNA of Apis mellifera (honey bee), 7299 nucleotides long. RefSeq names its product nephrin. The record is from RefSeq and is a predicted model, not a curated record. Gene Ontology annotation, molecular function: protein binding. Lineage: Eukaryota; Metazoa; Arthropoda; Insecta; Hymenoptera; Apidae. The coding region runs from base 3481 to 6189 and encodes 902 amino acids. The transcript has 15 exons.